CAUAAUCAAGAACUCACUCCAUGCAAAACAACAACUACUGCGGCCACAAAGGGUGCCCACUGAAUCACAUGUGCAGAAGGAUUCACCGAGCUGCAUUCGGCCAUCAAACUCCCCGCCGCAGUUCUGCCACCACGGCGGCGGAAUCACCUGUUCUCCCAACCACGAUAAGGGUCAUCAACAUCCAAUCCAAACCACCACCGCAGCCACAACAUAACGGCCACCAGAGGUCAGGGAUCGACAUCGAGGACAGGUUCAGCGAUUACAUCGGUAGCGUCAGGAAGAGGCUCAGGACGCUGUCCACCGCCGGAGACGACAAUCGUUACAACUAUGAGAAGCGCAAUUCAGGGGUUGGGAGAGACAGCAAGUUCUCUGACUAUAUCAGUCAUGUGAAGAACAAGUUCAGCCGUACCUCGACUACUUCGGCUGCUACUGCUGCUACUGCCAAGCCCAGGUCAUGGAUCAAGUGAUGGAUCGAUCGACUUGGUACUACUUGCGUUCAUUUGGAGUUGAUUCCCUUUGUCCCUCGUUCCUUUUGUGUACUAUGGUCUUGAUUUCUAUCAUCUUGUUAAUUUGUGUGCUCCAUCGAUCUCCUUACUUAACGGAUUUACCCCGGAACAAUAUCGGCUUGGUUGUUUCUUUUUUGCUUCGAUAUAUACUAUACUAGUUUAGUGCCUGCCAGUUGCCCGUGUUGUCGAUAAUUUCAAUGUAAUAUAUUUAUAUUUUUGUA
Linum trigynum is the source of this 727-nucleotide messenger RNA. The record is from the annotation of a GenBank genome assembly. NCBI's taxonomy places the organism in Eukaryota, Viridiplantae, Streptophyta, Magnoliopsida, Malpighiales, Linaceae.